Messenger RNA from Pantherophis guttatus, 4000 nucleotides. It is a transcript of the gene HSPBAP1, whose product is annotated as HSPB1 associated protein 1. Lineage: Eukaryota; Metazoa; Chordata; Lepidosauria; Squamata; Colubridae. The record is from RefSeq and is a predicted model, not a curated record.
CUCCCGCUCGUCGGGGCUGCUCCAGGCUGCGCCCAUCGCCGGUGAGGCGGAGGCAGUCCCCACCUGCCUGUGACCGGCUGCUUGCUAUCCAAGUGUUACCCAACCGCGGCGGCGGCAGCGAUGUAAGCAAACCCCGCCCGGGCUAGGAGGCAACCUGGCCAGCCGCAUGCGCGAGGCAGGCGGGCCUCGCCAAGGCGCUUCCCCGCUGAAGCCGGGAUGGCAAGAGCAAAGAAGGGGAUGCCUGGUUGUUUGGGGCUUUCCAGAUAAACGGGGUUACAGCUGUCCCUCUCCCCAACCGGGGUGCUUAGGGACAGAGGGCAAUGUCGUCCCACAGAACGGGAGACAACCCCCCCCCAAGUCGUAGCAGAGAGUACUUUAGCCUUUCCACGGGAGAAGUGGGAGCCAGUCCACGAAAACCGGCUAAUUACAAAGAAAAAGCUGGAUAUUCGCUUAGUUGUAGCCAAAUAUCAGUUGCCAGCGCGGGAGUUUUAAUCUUGGCUGGGACUGGGGGAAAGCCAGUUAUAUUAAUACUCUUCGGCGACAAUAAGGAAGGUGAAAAGAGGAAAAAUUGCUCGGGAGUGCUUUUCAUGGUCCAAGUGGACCAAAGGCAACGGAACAAUAAACCCGCGCCGGUUCCCAAGAAGAGCCAAGUCUGUGCAGCCUCCGGGAUGCGAACUUGAAAACAAAGCCACGUGAUUCGGCUCAAAUGAUCCCUCACAUGAUCGCGGAUAGAGGAAGGGCUGGCCGGUGACGGUGAAAGGGUGAGCCGAGGAGGAGGAGGAGGAACUGGGAGCAGCCUCUUUCUCUCUCUCUCGGACUAGGGAUGGAGAGCGAAGCGGUGGCCACGGAGGUGGCCGCUUUGGAGCCAUUGCAUGCUGGUGAGCAAGUCAAACCAUUUACACCAGAAGAAGCUAAAGAAAUUGUGAUGACUCUUCAAAAACCAGUGGUCUUCAACAACAUGACUUUCGAUUGGCCGGUACUUCAUUGGAAUGUUACACAUCUGGCUAGUCUAUUGGCUGGAAAGAAAAUACUUUUUAGAAUAGGAAGGAAGGACACAGCUACGGCUCCUCUCUUCGAAACGGAGUGUGCGUAUGCAGAGGCUACGCUUGAUGAUUUUCUGGCCUGGAGUGGAAGACAGCAACCUUGUCCUUCUGGACCAUUCAGUAGUUAUGAUUUGUGUAAAUACUGGAUGUAUGCUGACUAUAAGUACAUCAAUAUGCUAUUUGAAGACAAGCCAGAACAUUUUCAGGAUAUUCGAUGGUCUGACUUUGGAUUUCCUGGAAGAAAUGGAAAGGAGAGCACUCUGUGGAUUGGCUCCACCGGAGCAAACACACCUUGUCAUUUGGAUUCCUAUGGUUGCAACUUGGUGUUGCAGGUGCAAGGCAGGAAAAGGUGGCAUCUGUACCCACCUGAAGACUCCAGACUACUGUAUCCUACCAGAAUUCCCUAUGAAGAAUCUAGUGUAUUCAGCAAAGUCAAUGUGCUUAAUCCAAAUCUGAGGCAAUAUCCGCUGUUCAAAAAAGCACGAGCCCACGUGGUUACACUUAAUCCUGGCCAGGUCUUGUUGGUUCCUAAACACUGGUGGCAUUAUGUUGAGUCCAUUGACCCCAUCACCGUUAGCAUUAAUUCUUGGAUUGAACUGGAUACAGAUCAUGGAGCCCGCAUAGAAGAGGCAAUAACUCGAACAAUGAUAUGUGCAAUCAAAUCUGCAGAAAACCCCAGUGACACAGAUUCUUGGCUCAACCCCACAGAGGUUGAGGUAACCUCCCAUAACACCAAUCUUGAGUAUUUAAACAAAGCCGUGUCUUCCUAUUUAGAACAUCAAAAGACAAGUGCAAUUAAGCACCAGUUCCCUCAAAUGCACAGUACUGAUGGAAUUCUUCAAGAGUCAUGCAAGAGGAGGAAAGUACAGAUCAAUACAGAAUCUGAGUGCAUAAAAUCUAAACCCCUUGACUCUAGCAGAACAGUAAUUGAAACAGAAAAGCUGACAAUUCCCUUUGGACAGAGCCUUUUUCAGGUUUUACCACAGUCCCAGGAAACUUAUCCAACUGGAGUAGCUGAAUGUGACAAUAAAGACCUUGUCAGUGAAAGUGAUAGACAUUUUGGAAAAUUACAUCCUGCUGGGAAGACAUCUGGGAUGACAACUGAUUCUGGAACCCUCGUGGAGGAUCUAGAAUGCAUGACCACCUUCCCACAAACUCUCAUUUCUACUAAUGAUUUGUUAGAUUGUGCACUGAACCCACAAGUCGUGCGUUUAAUAGCUCGUCUUUUAUUGGAGAAAGUGAAUGUUUCGAAUAUAUUGAAAUAAUUUUUUUUAAAAAGCAAUGACAAAAUGUACUCUGGAAGGUCCUGAACUUAGGACAACUAGCAAAUAAGAAUUGAAAGGCAUUUUAAAAAGUACAAAUGUAGACUUCCAAAUAAUAUAAUGGUUAAGCCUGUGAAAGGUAAUAUGAGGCAGAUAAUACAGUAGGGCCAUAAUAGUAUUGUACACAGUAGCAGUAAUCAUAAUAAAUACUUCAUGUAAAGGUUUAUAGGCUUUCAUAAUACUGUAUCAUUUUAGGAACUUUUGAAUAGAUCUGUCAGGUUAAUGGCAUUAUUAUUCCGACAUGUUAGACAUGGCUCCUGAAUCAGAGAGAGAUUAGUUCAUCUAAUCCAAAGGUGAUAUUGAAAAAGUAUUUCCAAUCAGAAGUUCAUGUUCUUACAGAAUUAACUCAAAAGAAGUGGGGGACAAUUACGUCUACUUUUCAGGGAGUAAGUAUUUUUCCCCUAGCCAUCUAAUUCCUACAUGGCAAAUGAACUCUAGUCUCCCCAGAUCUGUGCUAUCAUUUAUUAUUAUUAUUAUUAUUAUUAUUAUUAUUAUUAUUAUUAUUAUUAUUAUUAUUAUUAUUAUUAUUUAUUGAAUUUGUAUACCGCCCUACUCCCGAAGGACUCAGGGCGGUGAACAGCCAAAUAAAAUUCAUAUGGUUUAAUGGUUAAAAAACUAUUAAAAUACAAUUAAAUAAUUGGCCCGGAAACGAAAUUUAAAACACCCCAAAUUCAUAAGACAAAUUUAAAAUUUAAAAAUUUUAAAAGUUAUUAAAAACGUUUAAAAGAGAGGUUAGGCCAGGCCGGCCUGCUGAAAAAGAAAUGUUUUGAUGGCACGGCAGAAAGCGCGCAGGUCCAGGAUCCUCCGUAUCUCCGGUGGGAGCUCGUUCCAGAUGGCGGGUGCCCCCACAGAGAAGGCUCUCCCCCUGGGGGCCGCCAGUCGACAUUGUUUGGCCGACAGCACCCUGAGGAGCCCCUCUCUAUGGGAGCGUACUGGUCGGUGAGAGGCUACUGGUGGCAGAAGGCGGUCUCGUAGAUACCCCGGUCCUAAGCCAUGGAGCGCUCUAAAGGUGGUAACCAAAACCAUGAAGCGCACCCGGAAGACCACCGGGAGCCAGUGCAGCUCGUGCAGGAGGGGGGGUCACAUGUGAGCGCCCCGUCGCUCCCAUAACCACCUGCGCGGCCGCAUUCUGGACCAGCUGGAGCCUCCGUGUGCUCCUCAAGGGGAGCCCCAUGUAGAGAGCAUUGCAGUAGUCCAGGCGGAAAGUAACGAGGGCAUGAGUGACCGUAUUUAACGAGUCCUGAUCCAGAAAGGCGAACCUGAUAAAACGCCUUUAAUCUUUGCCAUAUACAGUAUAUCAUCUAUUAUUUUCCAUCUAGUCCAUGAAGAAGGAAUGAACCUGGAUGGGCAAACAUUAGUUACAAAGUAGCAAAUGCAAGGAUGUGUUGUUAGAGCAAGGUUCUUGAUUACUGUGUUAUGGUUUUCCAUAUGACUUCCCCAUGGGGGAUGACUGUAUAGGGAUUAAAUUCCCUAUACAAAGCUGUCCUUUCUUAAAGAUCGAUACCCCAACCUUUUUCAAUUCAGUGCCAUCCAGAUAUGUUGUACUAGAAAAUCCAGCAUCCCCUUUUGUAAGACAGGCUGCAGUAAUAUGCUGUGUGCUACAUCUUCUGUACCCAUAAAAAUAACUUCAUCAUA